AUGAAAAGGGAUAUCAUAAAUUUGGAUAAAAAAGAACAUACCAAAGGAUACAAGAGGAGAGGAUAUGAUGGGUCAUUGCGUUCUUGUGGGGCAUUACCUUCAAGUCAGUUACAAGAAGGACACUACACAAAAUACAGGAAGAUAGGAUUCCUUGAUGCCCCCAGAAAGACAACUCACAAUCCAGAGGCACCAAGACAGAGAGGCAUGGAUUGCCACACGGCUUUAAUUCAAGAUUUUAUUUAUCAUAUUAAUUAUCAAAGGUAUAACUUAGGAGUCAGAAUUGAUAAGAUGAUGUACAGGGAAGGGACCGGUUCGGGGAAUGAAAAUGGUGCCAAAUCCAAAUUGAGGUGGCAGAAAAAUACGGCCCAGGUAAAGGCGCUUAUUAGAGCUAACACAGCAUGA
Messenger RNA from Dovyalis caffra, 402 nucleotides. NCBI's taxonomy places the organism in Eukaryota, Viridiplantae, Streptophyta, Magnoliopsida, Malpighiales, Salicaceae. The record is from the annotation of a GenBank genome assembly.